GUCUCCGGGCGCCUCCCCCGGUGUCUAAUGUCAGCACUGAGCCCAGCAGUUUACAUGUACACCCUAACCAGGGGGCUAAGGAAGGAGCAAAGAGUUCUCUACUCCAACUAGGGAGCAGCAUUGUACGACGGGGACUGCCAGAGGGACACUGGGUGACCCAGCUCACAAGCCCAGGGAUCUCCCUACUAUUGAGGUGGGUCUGGGGAACUAGUGUUUUCCCUACAAAGAAGAACAUAUAGGAACAAGAAUGAAGGUGGAAUUUGCGCCUCUGAAUAUCCCUCUGGCUCGGAGGCUGCAGACUGCUGCUGUGUCUCAGUGGGUUUUCUCCUUUCUGUUAUUGGCACAAUGCUGUGUGGGAAUAUUUUUCGUGUUGGUCCUUGCCAGAUUCUGGCUUGUGAUUGCUCUCUAUGUUCUCUGGCUGUACCUUGACUGGGAGACGCCUCAGACUGGAGGCCGCAGGUGCGAAUGGGUACGGAAUUGGACAGUGUGGAAGCAUUUCAAGGAUUAUUUCCCAAUCAAGCUCAUCAAGACUGCUGAUUUAGAUCCUCAACACAAUUACCUGAUGGGGUUCCACCCUCAUGGUGUUCUUGUUGCUGGGGCUUUUGGAAAUUUUUGCACUAACUACUCAAUGUUUAAGGAGCUUUUUCCAGGCUUGACUCCUUUCCUGCAUAUUCUCCCGUUCUGGUUCCGCUGCCCCUUCUUUCGAGAGUACGCCAUGUCUGUGGGUCUGGUGUCUGCUUCCAAGAAAGGUGUGACGCAUGUGCUGAGCCGAGCGGAGGGUGGAAAUGCUGCAAUUAUAGUGAUUGGGGGCGCUGAGGAGUCACUGGACGCUCACCCAGGAAAUCUCAUUCUCCAUAUCCUUAAGAGGAAAGGAUUCAUCAAAGUGGCAUUGAAGCGCGGUGCCCAUUUGGUGCCAGUGUUCUCCUUUGGUGAAAAUGAGCUAUUCCUUCAAGUGCCUAACCCAAAAGGUUCACUGCUGCGUUCCUGCCAAGAGAGGCUACAGAAAGUAAUGGGCUUUGCAAUACCCCUCUUUCAUGCGCGUGGAAUCUUCCAGUACAGCUUUGGACUGAUGCCUUUCAGGAGGCCCAUCAAUACUGUGGUUGGCAAACCCAUACCAGUAGUGCAAACCUCAAACCCCACACAAGAAGAAAUUGAAGAGCUCCAUCAGAAGUACCUAAAUGCUCUCCAGGAGCUAUUUGAAGAGAACAAGGAAAAGUAUGGCAUCCCAGAGCACAAAUCCCUUGUCUUUACGUGAUGUCCACACACACAGGGCACCUUGUAGGCAUCAAACCACAGCCUCUACCUGUGUGACGCCUCCUUUCCUUAUCACCAGACACUCCGUCUACCAUAUCUGUGUGACACCUUAUCACCAGACACUCCGUCUGCCAUAUAUGCACGUUAUGUUCAGCAAUGGAAAGUUUUUAUGGGAGAUGUAUCAAACCUUCAAAAGAUGACAAGUGAAGUUACUCAUAGCAACCAGUUGACUUCUAGCUAUCAUUUAUCAAGUACAUUCUAUAAAAUUGUAGCUAGAAGCGGAUUGUUUUCUAUGUGCAACUUCUCCACUCAUCUUCUUUAGAAGAUUUGAUACAAGUCCCCCUUUGUACUUUAAUUGCUAACAUUCUAGAGGGGAGGGUGUGAGCAUGAGGACCAAUCGGAAGUAUCACACACAUUUCAACGUGUUUUUGAUCCUCCCACUCGCUCCCUCUUUGGGCUGUUUUAAAAGUAACAUAAUAACAUUCAUCACCACUGUAGGUAGUAUUACAGAUUUUAAAUAGUCAUAAUGUACACCUAAAGUCUCAGGGGGCCUAGAAGAAGCAUCUUUUCUCAUGCUGAUCAAACUUUCUGUCUGUAAAGAGAACCUACUAGAGUCUGAAAUGGCAGCUAACCAUUUUUUUGUACAUAUCUUCAUUGCUGUCACAGUUACAUAUUUUUGUGUAUAUAACUGGCAUUUCAGGUUGGAUCAGUUGUAUGUCAUAAGCAAUAUGGAUAUUUGCACAGAGAAAAACACGUUGGAAGCAAGUUACGUAAGCCUGUUCACGGUUUCUAGAGCAGCAGGGACUGUCACGAACCAUAUUCUCCACGCUGAGAUGGGCUUUCUCACAGUCUUACAGUGUAUCAGUGUUAUAAAGUACUGUGCACCCCUAUAAUGCAGCAAGAACAGCUACCAAUCUGUAAGUGAAGCGUUUCCAUGGGAGUAGUUCUCCUCUUAACACUUGUGCAUUCUGUAAUGACAAAGGAAUGCUCUGUUUGGAAAGCCUGGAAUCCCUAUAGAGAAAUGUUUUACUGUACUCUAGAAAACCACUCCCUAACUAUGUGUAACAUGACACAUCCAUUACAUCUGUCACAUCAAAGUGAAACAAAUGAUGUUUAAGACAACCAUGCAGCCUAUUUGUACAGCUACAGUGUUUUGUAGUGUGUCUGUUCAGAGUUACAUAUUGUUAAAAAGUAUAGACACACAAUAAAUAUGCAUUUCUGAUGUUCCAUAAA
Molecule: messenger RNA, 2487 nt
Organism: Pseudophryne corroboree (corroboree frog)
Lineage: Eukaryota; Metazoa; Chordata; Amphibia; Anura; Myobatrachidae
Gene: MOGAT1
Product: monoacylglycerol O-acyltransferase 1
Exons: 7
Coding region: 248-1255 (335 amino acids)
Biological process (GO): diacylglycerol biosynthetic process; triglyceride biosynthetic process
Cellular component (GO): endoplasmic reticulum membrane
Molecular function (GO): diacylglycerol O-acyltransferase activity
Source: RefSeq, a predicted model, not a curated record